AUGCAUCAGGAGGAGAUGACGACGCCGCCGCCGCUUCCUGCUCCGCGCCCGAGGUGCAUCGUCCGCCUCAGGCUUCCGCCGGCGUGGACGCCGGAGGAAGACGCGCAGCUGCAGAGGCUCGCCAAGGAGAACGCCUUCCGGCGCUGGAGCCGGAUCGCCAGGAGCAUGCCCCGCCGCUCCGCCAGGUCCUGCCGCGACAGGUGGCGCCACCACCUCGCCCGCGACGUGUACCACCGCCCCUUCACCGCCCGCGACGACGACGAGCUCCUGCGCCUCCACUACCGCCUCGGCGACCGCUGGAAGGAGAUCGGCCGCGCGGUGUACGGCCGCAGCUCGCGCAUCAUGAAGCGCCGCUGGAAGGAGCUCCGGCGUAGCGGCUUCCCCGCUGCUGCCGCAACCGCCGCCAGGAAGGAGCUGCUCGCCGAGGACGCCGACGACAUGCUGGAAAGCGUGGAUGAGCAGUCGGAGUCGCCUCGUCGUCUCGCCCUAGCCGACGCUCUCGCGUCGAGCUUCGCUUCUUGCAGCCUUGCGCAGGACCAACCGAUGGGUGCUGCUCUGGCCGGAAGCCUCGAGCUAGGGUUCGCUUGCAUGGAAAUCUGA
Messenger RNA from Oryza brachyantha (malo sina), 600 nucleotides. RefSeq names its product myb-related protein B-like. Gene Ontology annotation, cellular component: nucleus. Gene Ontology annotation, biological process: regulation of DNA-templated transcription. The transcript has a single exon. Gene Ontology annotation, molecular function: DNA-binding transcription factor activity, RNA polymerase II-specific; RNA polymerase II cis-regulatory region sequence-specific DNA binding. NCBI's taxonomy places the organism in Eukaryota, Viridiplantae, Streptophyta, Magnoliopsida, Poales, Poaceae. Bases 1 to 600 code for a protein of 199 amino acids. The record is from RefSeq and is a predicted model, not a curated record.